CCCACUCCCCUGUCGCCUCCUUCCUGUGGGAGGGCGCUCUCUGCUCACUUCUCGUGUGCCGCGCGGGUCUGAUGAUCGAAGCGUGAGCUCUCCCCCAGUUCUCCCAGUUCACCUCCCCCGCGCCGACAGCACCUCCCACCCGCGUCCCAGCAGACAUGGACUUCUCCAUUCGAGCAGCAAACGUGGAGGACUGCAAGGACAUCGCGCGGAUGAUCGUGGAAUUAGCAGAUUAUGAGAAGGUGACUGAUCAUGUGAAGAUCACCCAGAGAGAUUUGGAACAAGAUGGUUUCUCCAAGAACCCCUUUUUUCACGGGAUCAUUGCUGAGGUGCCGGAACAACUCAGAACCAAAGACGGUCACACAAAGGUCGGCUACGCGCUGUACUUCUAUUCCUACAGCUCGUGGGCUGGCAGAGCCAUUUACAUGGAGGACUUGUACGUGAUGCCAGAGUUUCGAGGGAAGGGCAUCGGGAAAGCGCUCAUGAGCAAAGUAGCCCAGCUGGGCCUCGCUGCCGGUUGCAACCAGCUCAACUUCACCGUCCUGGAUUGGAACAAAUCGUCUCGGGACUUCUACAUGAGCCAAGGCUGCUGUGACGUCACCACUAGCAUGGGCUAUCACUGCAUGCGCUGCGAGGGUGAGGCGCUGCAGCACCUGGCGCAGCCCUAAUCCAACAUGCCGCCUUUUUACACACAGGAGCUGGGGAAGAGGGGGGGUCUCCAUAAGUUACUAACUGUAAAGCGAAAUAGCCAUCCUGAAACCUGUGACAGAUUUUGUUCUAUUUGACUAGACUGAAUUCCUCUGUACUGGCACUUUUGUUCACCCCCAAUCCUUUAACCUUGUUGACCUCACUGGGUGUUGAACUUUUGUCUUCCCUUGUGGACAAACGAGUGAUCUGCACAAACACAAACGUCACCAAUUAAAGACAGCAAGCACCAUCAUGGCACAACGUUUUACACUAAACUUUAACCGCUUUUUACUUUGCAGAAAAACAAACAAGAAAAAACCCAUGGACUGUAUGUGAGACCUGGACUGAGUGAGUGUGUCGUCACCCAUAGAUAAGGACUUACCUCUAGUUCUAACCAAAUAAAGUCAAUUCAGUGGCUAUUUUGUCACAACACAGAUGCCACCAUGUUGGAGUGAGGUGUCGUCAGUAAGCAAUGAUUGAUCCAAGUCAGUUUGAGUUUCUAUGGCAACCACUCUCCCCAUCAAUCAGAAGUGAGCUAGUUGAAAGCUGGUUCAAGAGAAUCUGUCAAAUAUUUUGAACAUUUGACGUGACACCACCUACUUUCAUUGAGGCUUUUGACUGGUCAGGUUUUUUUUAACUUAAAUAACGUAAAAUAAAGACAAAAAAAA
Messenger RNA from Oryzias latipes (Japanese medaka), 1352 nucleotides. It is a transcript of the gene sat2a.1, whose product is annotated as spermidine/spermine N1-acetyltransferase family member 2a, tandem duplicate 1. Gene Ontology annotation, molecular function: N-acetyltransferase activity. Lineage: Eukaryota; Metazoa; Chordata; Actinopteri; Beloniformes; Adrianichthyidae. The record is from RefSeq and is a predicted model, not a curated record.